AUGUUCAAUGCCUGGUUCACGCACUGGAAAGUACCAGAAACGACACUGGUCUCGUCUCAGGCGGACUACCGUGACACCCUUCCAACGCGCCCCGAGGAGAUCGCAGAGCAGCUUGCCUCUGUUGUCCAGGAUGGGCGCUGGACUCUUGGCCUCUUCGAGUGCUGGGGGAGCAGGGAGAGGCUGAUCAAGGUAACCGAUGCACAAAAAGUUGCAGCACCAUAUUUCUUAUACCAUAUGUGCGACCUUGCUGCAGACUACACUGCAAGGACGCUCGCAGAGUGCUACUGGUUCGGCAUAGACAGGACCCGAUGGAGCCGCACAGUGCAUGCCCUGUCCCUGGGCCGAGAGUACAGCGAGCCAUUCAGCGGCCUGGGCAGAAACUACCCCACAGACAUCGCCAACCUCUGCAUGUUUGUGUGCUGCCUGGGGUGCGCGAUGGGCCUGGGCAUCGGCCAGAUCAUCUCCAUCUGCGGCAACUACGGCAUCAACUUCGCCGCCCCCUUCACCUGCCACGCCCGCGAGAAGAUGCGCAGCUACUGCGCAUCGCACCAGGAGAUGAGAGAGGCAGUGGUGCGUGGUCUGGAUGGGCCGGGUUUGAGCCCCCUGGACGUGCACCCCAGCUCCUGGGCCCACGUUGAGGGCUUCCAGGCAGAAAUGGAGCACCGUCAGCGCAGACUGGCCGCACUGCAGGAGGAGGGCGUCCUGUUUCUGCCCUUUGAGCAGCGCAUGACUCGCGACAUCAACUCGUUUCGUGAGAGGCGCCAGGCACGCCGCGAGAUGGCUGCCACCUCCGGCAAAUCCAGCCGCGCAGGCCAUGCAGGUGUGACAGAAAGAGUGGACAGUGGGCGUGCAUCUCUCUUGGACAAUGGCCCGUUGCAAAGUGUGGGAGGGGGUGUGGAGAUGGCCUUGCUGGCGGCACCUGGCGACGCUGACCUGGCGGCUGAGCUGGCAGCAGUUGCCACAUCAGCGCCCAAAUCCGGGAAGAUGAAGCGCUCCAACAGCAUUAUGUUCUGA
This is a messenger RNA of Coccomyxa subellipsoidea C-169, 1014 nucleotides long. RefSeq lists its product as hypothetical. The record is from RefSeq and is a predicted model, not a curated record. Bases 1 to 1014 code for a protein of 337 amino acids. NCBI's taxonomy places the organism in Eukaryota, Viridiplantae, Chlorophyta, Trebouxiophyceae, Coccomyxaceae. The transcript has 7 exons.